AUGGAGAUCCUCAACAGGGACUUCCAUAUAAUCCUGCUCCAAUCCCUGCCACCGACGCCCAUCUGGGAGGCGUUCAUAUUGACACUAUACAAGCUCAAGACAGCUGCCGAAGUUAUCACCCGGAUAACCCUUCACUGGCAGCGUGUCUCACAGAAUAGCACAGUCGCCACCCUGAGUGCGCCCACCACAGCGCUCCAGGCUGAUGCUAAGCAGAAGAAGCCAGAUAAACACUGCACUAACUGCCACAGGAGAGGCCACACCAACGAUGUCUGCUACUGGCCUGGGGGGGGAAAGGCAGGCCAAUUCCCACCUGGCUUCAGUCAGCGUGGGGGUGCAAGUGGGCCUGCCAGCACCUCUAUGCCUUCAGCAGGCACUCCUACAGCAACUGCAAGCACUGCUGUCAUCAAGACAGCCUACGCACUAAUGGCUAUGACCGGGGGAUGGGAUGAGGGUGGAGGUACCAGAGAGCACGUUGUCUCCUUCAUACCGACAGAGGACGAACCUACAGCACUGGUGGCAAUGUCCUCAGGAGGGGGCAAAUUACUCACAUAUGUUGAUUCUGGUGCAAGCGACCAUUGCUUCACAAAUAAGAUUGAUUUCUCCACUUAUGAACCAUUCCAUGAGUUGUGCGAAGGCCAGGCUGCAUGCCGAGGGGCAAAGUUCAAAAUCCUUGGAAAGGGAACAGUUGAGAAAACUUUUACCUCAGAAGGGUGCAAGACCACAAUCACCUUCCAUAAUGCCCUCCACACACCUGAAUUUGCUGCAAACCUCGUCUCUGUGAGCAAAUUCGACACUGCCCACUUCAAGGUUGUCUUUGGCGAAGGACAUGCCCAAUUCAUUGACCCCAAUGGCAAGGCCUUCAUAACAGCUAGCUGUACAAGUGGGAUGUACCUUCUCACCCGAGAAAUGGACACGAAUGCGCUAUCUGCGAGGUCUCAUGAGAAGCCCACUGGCAUUGACACCUGGCAUCAACGGUUCUCCCAUGCAGGUGUGCCGCUGAUAGAAGACAUGGCACGGAAGGACCUGGUUGAUGGACUGCACAUCAUGGAUGGAGACAGAGCACCUGGGAUGUGCGAGGACUGCAUAUAUGGAAAGCAGACCUCAAGGCCCUAUGAUGAGGACUACAUGCCAGAGACAGAGCUCCUUGCCCUAGUCCAUGUUGACCUAUGGGGACCCACAUGA
Molecule: messenger RNA, 1182 nt
Organism: Cyclocybe aegerita
Lineage: Eukaryota; Fungi; Basidiomycota; Agaricomycetes; Agaricales; Hemipholiotaceae
Source: the annotation of a GenBank genome assembly